Hirsutella rhossiliensis is the source of this 1917-nucleotide messenger RNA. RefSeq names its product fungal specific transcription factor domain-containing protein. The coding region runs from base 1 to 1917 and encodes 638 amino acids. Gene Ontology annotation, cellular component: nucleus. Gene Ontology annotation, biological process: positive regulation of transcription by RNA polymerase II. The record is from RefSeq and is a predicted model, not a curated record. Gene Ontology annotation, molecular function: DNA-binding transcription factor activity, RNA polymerase II-specific; zinc ion binding; transcription cis-regulatory region binding. The transcript has a single exon. NCBI's taxonomy places the organism in Eukaryota, Fungi, Ascomycota, Sordariomycetes, Hypocreales, Ophiocordycipitaceae.
AUGGGCUCCGACACGCGCCCCGUCUGCCAUCGCUGCGCCCAGAUUAAGCAGGCUUGCGAUGGCAGCCUGCCCUGCGCCAGGUGCGUGCGCCUGAGCCUGCCGUGCCGUCCGCGCAACUCGUCGGCCGGCUCGAGCGACGAUGCCCAGACCGGCGACAUGCCCAAGGCCCGCAUACGAAGAGUCCAGACGGGAUGCCUCAUGUGCAAGCGCCGCAAGAAAAAGUGCGACGAGACCAAGCCGCGAUGCGGUGACUGCCGCCGACUAUGCCUCGACUGCGAGUGGCCCCCCGAGCGGCACUCCAGGGCCAGGGCCGCUUCCGCCGUCGGCGCCCCGGACGUAAUGGCCCAUGCCGCCCUCGGCGCCGUCGUCGCCGGCUUCAUGCCCGCAAAGCCCGAGGUGGCCAUGAUGGAGAUUCCCAUCCGGAGCACCCCGAGUCCCGUCUCCACGCCCGCCAGCGCCCGCCACAGCAGCCCCGGCAGUUUUGCCGAUCACGUAUCCCACCACAGCCUCACCUUCGGCCACCAGACUCUGGACCACCAGCCCAUGGCCGCCAUUCCCAUGCCCCCGACGACUACAACCAUGGCCGGCGAGAUGGCCCUGGAGCUAAUGAGCCCGGACAGCCUCUCCUGGGACAUGGCCAGCUCCCCGCAAGGCUGGAUCGAGGCCAUCACCCCCGUCAGCAACGACAGCCCGGCUGCGUCCGUCGACUCGACGCCCGUCUCCUCCUUGUCGCUGUACGUUCCCCAGCUGCUCCCCCAGCUCCACGCGCCCCAGGACAAGGCGCUACUCAACCACUACUCUACCAUCGUCUCCGCCAUCCUGUCGCGACGCUGCUCCUCCAGCAACCCCUAUAACCACUACCUCCUCCCCUUGGCCCAGGGCAACGACCUCGUCCUGCACUGUAUCCUGGCCCUGUCGGCCAACCAUUGGCGCAAGCUGCAGCCGUCCCUGGGUGACCGUGGGCUGUACCACAAGAGCAAGGCCACGCAGGCCCUGGCCAGGCUUCUACCGCACGUCGACAAGACCAGCGCCGACCUUGCCCUCGUCAGUAGUCUGCUGCUCUGCAUGACGGAGCUUUUCGACGGCACCAGCGAGGGCUGGAAGCUGCAUCUCAAGGGCGCCAAGCGCCUGCUCAUGACACUCAAGAAGCAGCAGGGAGACAUGAUGACGGGCCACUACAAGUUUCUCCUGCGGCUGGCCCGGUUCCUCGACUCUGCAGCCACAACGUCCACCUGCCGGCCUCCGCUCAUCGGCGAAGAGGAGGCCGAGGCCGCGGCGCUCGACCGGAUGACGUCGUCGCCGGAUGAGGAGGACUCGGCCGUGUACGGCAUCCCCAAGGAACUGUUCCACCUCGUCGACCGCGUCAACACGCUGGCCGACCUGCGGAGCACCCGCGUCGAUCCCGCCUCCGAGGCUGCGUUUCGAGAACACGCCCAGGAGAUUGAGGAGCGCAUCAACAACUGGUCCUUUGAAUACGGCGGCAUGUCACGCGCCGCCUGGACCUUUUCGCCUGCCAACGACGACGUCUUGUACGCCACGAUGGCUUUCGAGAACGCCAUCAGGCUGAGGCUGCAUCAGAUCGUCGAGGGCUAUGAGCUCACCGAUCCCAAGGUAGGCCAGUUCGUCGAGGGCAUCGUAGACGCGGUGCAGAAGAUACGGUACGGCAGCCCGCUCGAGUCCUGCCUGGUGUUUCCCCUCGUCAUGGCCGGAGGAGCGUGCUGGAAGCUGGAACACCGUGUUGUCAUCCAGGACCGACUGCUGAUUAUGGAGAGAACGUGCGGGUUUGGAUACAUUUACAACGCCAGAGACCUGGUCGAGCGGGUGUGGUCGAGGCGGGACCAGUCGGAUGGAACGGGGGACAUUGUGAACUGGGCGCGCAUACGGUACUAUGAGAUGAACGGGCUCGUUUUGUUUUAA